This is a messenger RNA of Trichoderma virens Gv29-8, 429 nucleotides long. RefSeq lists its product as uncharacterized. NCBI's taxonomy places the organism in Eukaryota, Fungi, Ascomycota, Sordariomycetes, Hypocreales, Hypocreaceae. Bases 1 to 429 code for a protein of 142 amino acids. The transcript has 4 exons. The record is from RefSeq and is a predicted model, not a curated record.
AUGUUUUUGCUUUUCGUGCCGGCUCAUGCUUCCGGCUUUAGCGUUCCGGGAGGAGCUGGAGGGUGCGCACUUGAUAUCGAUACAUGCGGUGCAACGUACCAACACCCCGCAGACUCCCUCCUUUCCUCAACUCUAUCUGAGCUGCCAAGGUAUAUGGCGUUAACAUUAACAACAUAUACCUCACUUCACGAGGUCUAUCUAUUUGCCACGGCAUCCAUCCCAGUCGAUUGCUACUGCGUGCUUGUACACAUCUUCCGGCGAUCGUCAACCCACUUUCGGACGAGCAACAACACAGGCCUUUAUCCGCCAUGUGUAAAGGGAAGCACCGACGUUGAGUACGACCUCGGGACGCUUCCCGGAGGGCUGCAAUUAGCCGCCAACGGACCAUCUCUGAUGCAGUCUGUUCCGCGUCUCCGCACAUACUCGUAG